Messenger RNA from Rotaria sp. Silwood1, 873 nucleotides. The record is from the annotation of a GenBank genome assembly. NCBI's taxonomy places the organism in Eukaryota, Metazoa, Rotifera, Eurotatoria, Philodinida, Philodinidae.
AUGAAUUCCAAUGCGAUAAUUGAUUUUUUUAGUGGUAUCACUGGCGCAACAGCAUCAGUUUUAGUUGGACAACCAUUAGAUACAAUAAAAACUAAAUUACAAACAUUUCCUACACAAUAUAAAAAUUUUUUUGAUUGUGGACGAAAAAUUUUUCAUGAGAAUGGUAUACGUGCAUUAUAUGCUGGUACUUCACCAUCAUUACUUGCAAAUAUUGCAGAAAAUGGAAUUUUAUUUAUGGCUUAUGGUCAAUGUCAAAAUAUGAUGUGUUUUUUACGAAAUAAAACAGAUCAUGAACAAUUAAAUCCACUUGAAAAUAUGGCAGCUGGUAGUUUUGCAGCUGUAUUUUCAUCUAUAGCUUUAUGUCCAACAGAAUUAGUUAAAUGUCGAAUACAAACAUUGAAUGAAAUUUGUCUUUAUUAUUUAAUCAUUGAUAGUUCACCAAUUAAUAUUACUCGAAAUAUAAUACGUACAGAAGGUAUACGUGGUUUAUUUCAUGGUUUAACAACAACAUUAGUAAGAGAAUGUCCAGGUUAUGGAUGUUUUUUUGGUGGUUAUGAAUUAACAAGAACACUUUUAAUGCAUAAAAAUCAAAAAAAAGAAGAUAUUGGUUUUAUAAAAACAUGGAUAUCCGGUGGAAUGGCUGGUAUUUGUUUUUGGAUAGUUAUGUUUCCUAUUGAUGCAGUUAAAUCACGCAUACAAGUAUUUAAACCAAAAAUGAACUUUCCAAAAUAUACUUUACAAAUAAUACGAAAUGAAGGUUUUAUGGUACUUUAUGCUGGUUUAUUACCAACUCUUAUUCGUACAUUCGUGGCUACUGGUACAUUAUUUAUAACCGUUGAGCAAACACGACGAUUUCUUAAUCAAAUAUUCUAA